UAAUGAGUUUGGCUUGGACAGUUUUUUCAAGUGACCGGAUUCAAACAUACAAAGAUCUGUGCGAAGUUAAGCGAAAUGGCUGUUCAGUUGAUAUUAGUGCGCGGACUUAGGUGCCACUUUCAAGAAUAUUUCGCUCGAGAAUGUUUCCAAAAUUGAUCAGAAUGAAGUACAUGCCACUAUUUCUAUUUCAAAUAGUGCUGAUGAUGCUCUUCUUUGUAUUCACAACUUAUGGAGGAGAUACAAACCAUGAUCAACGAGGCUAUGAAGACACUCACGUCAUGAUCUUCAUCGGCUUCGGUUUCUUAAUGACCUUCCUGAAGAAGUACUGCUACAGCGCGUUGGGAUUCAACUGGUUCCUGGCCGCGCUUGUGGUGCAAUGGGCACUCCUCAAUCAGUCCUUCUAUUCCAUGAAGAACAAUACUAUUGAGAUAACAAAGAAGCACUUGCUUGAGGCGGACAUAAUGUCUGCAACAGUUUUAAUUACUUUCGGCGCAUUGCUCGGAUACGCGAGCGGUCUACAGCUGCUCUUCAUCGCAAUCAUUGAAACAGUCGUUGGUUGCUUCAAUUUCUGGCUUGUCGAACAUAUAUUUAAGGCUGCUGAUGUUGGUGGUUCGAUAGCUAUCCACGCGUUUGGUGCAUACUUUGGUCUGGGUGCUAGUCUGGCACUCAAUUUUAAGAAGAAAACUGUUCCGAGCGAAGGUGCACCGACCGUUAAUUUGAAUGGAGCAAGUUACGUCUCUGACGUCACUGCGAUGAUUGGCUCCAUUUUCCUGUGGAUCUACUGGCCAUCAUUUAAUUCUGCGCUCACGAAUUCCAACAUGGCGUAUCAAAGGGCUGUCAUCAACACUUACCUUUCUUUGGCUGCAGCUACUGUUACCACGUUCGCGUGGUCGGCAGCAUUUUGCAAAGAAAAAGGGAAGUUUGACAUGGUGCAUAUUCAGAACUCGACAUUGGCGGGUGGAGUGGCCGUGGGUUCUGUGUGCAACAUGUUCAUUGGUCCUGGUGGCGCCAUUGCUAUUGGUAUUGGCUCCGGCAUUAUCAGCGUGCUGGGAUACACGUAUGUUACGCCAGCCUUAGAAAAGAUUGGAAUCAGAGAUACGUGUGGAGUGAACAAUCUUCACGGUAUGCCCGCAGUUUUCUCGGGAAUAUUAAGUGCCGGCGUUGCCGCUUCAGCAACAUUGCAAGUUUACGGCACCGAUUUACAUGGAAUCUUCGAAGCAAUAGCUGCGGAUGGCAGUGGUAGAACAGCAGGAGAACAAGGACUCUAUCAAUUCCUGGCUUUGGUUUCAACAAUAGUAGUGUCAAGUGUGGGUGGUGUUAUUACAGGCUUUAUUGUGAGAGCUCCAUUCUUCGGUCAAUUAAAACAAAACGAAGAAUACGACGACGAGCCUAACUGGGAGUUACCAGGAGCGCAUUAGAUCAUAGUAAAUAAUUGUUUAUUAAGGUUCAGAUCGACUGGCGAGCGAUUAUAAGCUGUUUAUUAUAAUUGUUGAACUUGCAACUUGUGAAACAUCUUUGUACGGUAAUAAAUUAUUAUUGCAAUCAGGAUUUCAAAGGAAAUAAUUUUAAUAUAGUUUCCAUUUCAUUCAUAUUUUUAUUGAAUGCAUAAUAGGAUUUUACAUUAUAAAUUGGUUUGAUUUUGAACCUACAGUAACAAAUUGUCCAUAAAUAUUAGUACAAAUGAAAAUUGUACAGAAAACAAAUAAUAACCUAUUAUUUUGUGAAAUAUUUCACAAUACAAAAUAUUGUUGCGUGACUCGCCCGCUCGUCGAUCAGGGCUUUAAGACACAUCGCGUAUGCCAUACUCUAAAUAAUUACUUCUAGCGUGUAAGUUGUUUUCAUAUUUAAUAUUUAUUUAAGAAAUUACUAAUAAUUGGAUAUUAUUCAAUAUUAUUUCAUUUAGAUGGAGCCAUUUAAUUCCGCCAAAAAAUUUUGUUAUCAGUUAUUAAGUAAGGCCUUUCUUCUGUAAUGUAUCCUUCAACCCAAUAUCUGAAACUAUAAGCACUUUCAAUUACCUUAUUUAUAAUUACUAAACCUCAGAUAAACCUGUAGGUAGGUAAGAAACUAAUAGCGCACAUAUAAUAUUUAAAUCAUCAAAUAUGUACAUAGGAAAUCAGACCUUAUUAUAUUAACCAAUGUAUUAAAUGAGAAACCUUUUUAGAGUGGUGUGAUAGCUCAUUAGCACUAUAUUUCAUUACCACAGAUAAUUAAAUGUAUUUUAAUUGAUUAAUAUAGUAUAUUUUAUUACUUUUUAUCUGUUUUUGUGUUAAUAUACGAAGAAAAAUCUGCUCCAAGUCUAUAAAUGUGAGCGACUGCAUUAUUAUUCCUUCUUACUCUGUGUACAUAUAUUUCGUACUAGUAAAUAUUUCCUUGUACCUAUUAUAGUUAUAUAACUACUAUUUGACGUUUGAGUUUGUUUGUUGCAUCCCUUUACAUAUUAUAUUGUAAUUGAAAUGAUUUGUAAAUCGAAGAAAAUGUAAAUCAUGAUAUAAAAGUGUAUCAAUGAGUUUCUUGCUACUUCUUUUCAUUAGCUCAACCCUUUACGAAGUAGCGUUAGAUACAAUAAGAUAUUUUUUGACAUUCAUAAGUGUCAUUUCCGUGACCUACAUGAAUAAAGUGAUUUUGAUUUGAUUUAACUCAUUCGAUAACAAUAACCGAAAUUGAUCAUAUUAUGAAAUUGUAACGUGCGUCAUUUGGGUUGUUCCUAUCUGAUUCCGCAUCGUUUACAUUAUUUCGACUGCAUUAGUCAAAUUGUUUUGUUAACAAAACAAUGCGUAAUCCAUUGAAAGUUAUUUAAGUGUAUGAUAAUAUUAUCAUAAUCUACUUUACUUAAAAUCAUAUUGUAUUAUUUUGGUAUAAUAGUAGGUAUAUUUUGGAUGAAAUAGAAUAGAGUUAUUAUCGAUUUAACUUGAAUUUCCACCGACUUCUAAAUAUAAAAAGUUCUUAAAUCCGUCAGAAUUUUAUUUUUGUGUUAAUGUUACGCAAUUUUUCUCGCAAACUUCAAAAAUUUUUGUAUUUGGUAAGUAAUAAAUUUGUGUUUGAAUAUUUCUCCAAUGAAUGUUAAAAUGGGGAAUGAAAUUUCGAAUAUUUGAAUAUGUCAGCCCGUUGAUAUACAGUUACCUUGUUUUUAGUAAAUUAUAUUUGAUGUUGGUUUCGUAGGUUAUUUUGUUAAAAUGGCUUUAAUGUUAACAAUAAGAAAGAACGACAAUUACCUAAACGCCAUUUCUAGCAAGCCAGAGCUAUUUUCGUUGUGUUACACUUGAUUGUGAGCAGUGGUUUACAUAUCAGUUUUACAGCUUCCCCAAAGGUUUCUUUUACAAUUUUCAAAUGGCUUUCAAAUUUGAUGGAUUAGUAUUUUCAUAUUUACUGACCAUUCCUACUGUUACGUAUACGAUCAUUCAAAUAUGAAACGUUUUCAUCUUAAUGAUUAUAUUAAGUUAAUAAUAUUAUUGUUAUUAUAUAUAGUUUUGUUAUUUUUAUGAAAUUAGAAAGCGAUAAUAUAUUUUAGUUAGCUCUCUAGGAAUAGUAUUACUUAAAGCAGUAUAAUAAUACUUCAUUAUAUUUUCA
This is a messenger RNA of Leptidea sinapis, 3567 nucleotides long. RefSeq names its product ammonium transporter Rh type B-B (gene Rh50). Gene Ontology annotation, cellular component: plasma membrane. Gene Ontology annotation, biological process: ammonium homeostasis; ammonium transmembrane transport. Gene Ontology annotation, molecular function: ammonium channel activity. Bases 141 to 1418 code for a protein of 425 amino acids. Lineage: Eukaryota; Metazoa; Arthropoda; Insecta; Lepidoptera; Pieridae. The transcript has 11 exons. The record is from RefSeq and is a predicted model, not a curated record.